UCUCGUAUUCAGGGUUAAAGAAUUUGAAGGAAAACAAUUAAACCCAAAGCGAAUAAAGCAAGCUCAGGGGAACAUUCUGAAGUGCUCAAAAAGGUAAGAGUUGCCUGUCCCCACCAGAGGCACACCGGAGAUAACAUUGCAAGCGACUUGUCUGUUACCAUGCUGUUUAUCUCUCUGUCGCUUAAAGUUCAGCUGAUCAGCUGUACGAACAAAAGAGAAAGAAAAUCGAUGGUGUUGCUUGUUUCGCUGUGUUCGACUAUUUAAAUUGGGAACCGUGCGACUUGAAAACUUAAAAAAUACCAUGUUAUUCCAGUUCUUCGCAUUUACUUGCAUCGUGAUUGUUGGAGCUGAAAUAGGGCUUGGUUUGUUUGUCUUCUUGAAGAAGAAAUUUGGACGAAAUAAAAAACCAAAGCUUAUCAAGCCAAAUUACCAGAAAGAUGUGGUCUACUUAGCCCAAUUCCCGUGUGUGCCUUUCAUUAGAAGUAUCUCUCCAUUUUGUCUGAAGCUUGAGACUUGGCUUCGAAUGCACAAGAUUCCGUAUGAGAGUGUUUAUACCUUGAAAUUCGGACCCAAGGGCCAAAUUCCAUAUGUGGAGUUGAACGGUGAACAGAUCCCGGACUCUGCAAUUAUUAUCGAAAAGCUCACAAAAUACUUCAAUGUGAGUGACAAUGAUGGGGUCGGUAAAGAGCAAUUGGCUUUGGCUCACUCUAUGACUGUAAUGGUUGAGAAUCGGACAGCUAUUGCCGGAUUUUUCUGGAGAUACGGUCGUAACAUGAAGAUGUUUGUGGAUGCGCUCUGUUUGGAAACUUAUCCGGCAAAAUCAUUGAAAUUCUGGACCUUCUUUCAACCCAUGGGCACGCGGUUUAAGACAGUGUGUCACGGUUUAGGGAAACAUGAGGACCAAGAGAUUGCUGAAUUUUCUUUCCAAGAUCUCAAGGCGAUAUCGGAUGCCUUGGGCGAAAAACAUUUUUUCUUAGGAGAUACGCCUAAGCAGGUGGAUUGCGUGCUUUUCGGCAACUUGAUUCAAUUUAUAUACAACCCAUUGCCGUUUCCUCAAAAAGAAUUCAUUUCAAAGGAAUGCAAGAAUUUGGAACCAUACGUGGACCGAUUAAGGGACCAAUUUUUCCCGGAUUGGAAUGAUCUCUGUUUACCCCAAUCUAUGAAUGGUUUUAAAGAGGCUAGUUAUGCUAAUGCUAUAGCACUUUCAAAAUAAAUGACCAUUGUUCAUCUUGGCA
Tigriopus californicus is the source of this 1235-nucleotide messenger RNA. RefSeq names its product failed axon connections-like. Bases 302 to 1213 code for a protein of 303 amino acids. Lineage: Eukaryota; Metazoa; Arthropoda; Copepoda; Harpacticoida; Harpacticidae. Gene Ontology annotation, cellular component: cytoplasm. The record is from RefSeq and is a predicted model, not a curated record. The transcript has a single exon.